AUGCCACCAAAGUUAGACAUUAAUAAAUCUGGCUGGGAAAGUGCAGAAUUUCCAGCAAUUUGUGAAUCAUGUCUUGGGCCAAAUCCAUAUGUUCGGAUGACUAAGAGGGAAUAUGGAAAAGAAUGCAAGAUAUGUACACGCCCUUUUACAGUAUUUUCAUGGCAUCCUGGAAAAGAAUCAAGAUAUAAAAAAACAGAGAUAUGUUUAACAUGUUCUCGUAUAAAGAAUUGUUGUCAGAAUUGUCUAUUAGACCUUCAAUUUGGUUUACCUAUCCAGGUUCGUGAUGCUGCUCUCAAGCUUGUUAAUCAAGGUCCUCAAAGUGAUAUAAAUCGGGAAUACUAUGCACAAAAUAAUGAAGGAAAGUGGAAAGAUGGAAAUACCCCAUGUGAAUUUGGGAAAGUAGAUUCAGCAGCUCGUGAGCUUCUUAAAAAACUAGCCCGAAGUGAGCCAUAUUAUAAAAAACAGAUUCACAUGGCAAAAAAUCCAGAGCUUUCCAACAUAUCUAAUCAUUCAACGGAUUCUUCUGCGCCUGUAUUUGGAAGAAGCAUUUCUCAUAUUACGAGUAAUCAAUUAGUUCCCCCUCAAGACAAAAAAAUUACAUCACUUUUUAUUAUAGGAAUAGAAGAUGACCUUCCAGAACAUGCAAUACGUGUCUAUUUUGAAAAGUAUGGUCCUAUAAAGUCUCUUGUUUGCAGUCAUCGUUCUAGAUGUGCUUUUGUUAAUUUUACUACUCGUGUAGCAGCAGAAACAGCAGCAAAAGCAUGUCGUAAUGGAGAUAUUCUUAUUAAUGGUUGUCCCUUAAAAGUUCAAUGGGGCAGGCCUCGUCCACUUGGAGGGUAUAAUCAGGAACAACAAAAUGCAAAAAUGUCACGAUUUGUUAUGAGUCAAUCACAGUUUGCAACUCAAAAUCCUGGAGAAGAAAGUCAUGCAACAUCCGAAAUCAAAAAACCAGAAGAUACUGUUUUAGAGCUUCCUCCUGGACAAGAUGGGGAUAUAGCUUAUCAAUCAAUGCACCCAUAUUAUCAAACAUAAUAAACUUAAUUAUAGAAAAUUAGGUUUCGUUUACUAUAUAGAUCAAAUU
This is a messenger RNA of Pneumocystis murina B123, 1081 nucleotides long. RefSeq lists its product as hypothetical. The record is from RefSeq and is a predicted model, not a curated record. NCBI's taxonomy places the organism in Eukaryota, Fungi, Ascomycota, Pneumocystomycetes, Pneumocystales, Pneumocystaceae. Gene Ontology annotation, molecular function: pre-mRNA binding; U6 snRNA binding. Gene Ontology annotation, cellular component: Prp19 complex; U2-type catalytic step 2 spliceosome; U2-type catalytic step 1 spliceosome. Bases 1 to 1032 code for a protein of 343 amino acids. The transcript has 8 exons.